AUGGUGCGCGUAGAACCUUCGCCUAGUCCGUUAGCUGGUGGAUAUUCUUCAUCACCUUCCUACUCGCCGAAUAUGGUUGAGCCAGUAAGAAGUCAUCAUGAUCAUGGCUCGCCUUAUUAUACGACUGGUAAUGGAGUUGGUCAUGGGAAUGGAAAUGCUGUUUUUACUCAGCAUCAGAGUAAUGAAGAAAUAAUUCGAAAGAAUGAUGAAAUUGCAUUGAUAAUGUUUAUGUUUGGAUUGGGAUUUCCUCUGAUAUGGUUGUUAUUAGCAAUUCUGACAGCAAGGAAUAGAGAAAAGUAUGGACCUAAAGCAAGAAAGCUAGUAAACAGUAUAUUAUUGAGAAUAAUUGAAAAGAAAAUGCAUGAAUGUGUUUGUUAUUUGGAUUGGAACAUUGCCUCCCGAGAAUUGCAAGAUAACUUUCGUCUAGUUUCAGCAAAGAUUGUUAUUAAAUCUGCUCUACUGGCAAACAUUCAAUACUAUCCACAAAUGGUGAGUCAAUUAUUCGAAUGUUAUCCACAUGAUGAAGAAGAACAAGACUUUCGAAUAACCCAGACGAAACAAUUACUAAAAUCUGAUUUGGACAUUAUCAAACAAGCUCUCAAGCAUCACGAAACAACACUUAAACUCAUCGACCUCGAACUUGCCUCUAAUUUGGAAAUAGUUUCACUCUCAGUUCAUUACCACAUCCACUCAAUCAAACAUGCACCAAGAAUUGUUCGUUCUAAUGAGAAAUUUAUGAAAGAAUUGAUUGCUAAAUAUCCUCAACAUGGCGAACUUCUUCAAUUUGAAAUAAAUCAAGAAACGAAAAUUAAAUGA
Messenger RNA from Naegleria gruberi, 816 nucleotides. RefSeq lists its product as uncharacterized. The transcript has 3 exons. The coding region runs from base 1 to 816 and encodes 271 amino acids. The record is from RefSeq and is a predicted model, not a curated record. Lineage: Eukaryota; Heterolobosea; Eutetramitea; Acrasida; Naegleriidae.